GGCGCGCGGCGGGCAGGCCUGGAGGGGGCGGGUUUGCGCGGGCCUCACUAGCGGCCCGGCGCGCCUGAGGAGAAGGGAGGUCACGGCGUGAAGGUGUACCCGCUACCGCGCCUGCCGCCUUGCCAGUGUUCCGAGCGCCGGGAGCAACCAUGUCCUACUGCCGGCAGGAAGGGAAGGAUCGAAUUAUUUUUGUGACCAAAGAAGACCAUGAAACUCCCAGCAGUGCUGAGCUAGUAGCUGACGACCCCAAUGAUCCAUACGAGGAACAUGGAUUGAUACUGCCAAAUGGAGACAUUAACUGGAAUUGCCCAUGCCUUGGAGGAAUGGCCAGCGGACCCUGUGGGGAACAGUUCAAGUCAGCCUUUUCCUGCUUCCACUAUAGCACAGAGGACAUCAAGGGUUCAGACUGUGUAGACCAGUUCCGAGCCAUGCAGGAGUGCAUGCAGAAAUACCCGGACCUCUAUCCCCAAGACGACGAGGAGGAGGAGGAGAAGCCAGCAAAACAUGCUGAGGAAGCAGCUUCUGCCGAGGGCCCUGCAGUCAAAGAGGAGGGGUCAAGCUCAUGAAGGCCACAGGCCCUGGGCUCCAGUCCUUCCGCUUCAGAGCAACAUGGACCUUUGGCACAAUGCUUUUCAGUUGCCCUGUGAAAAGUGUCUUUCCUUCUGUUGUUCUGUGCACUGUAAUGUACAAAAUAAGUUAUUUUGAUGAUCAGGGGGUUUGGCUGUUUGCCAUAUACACUGAAAAAAAAAAAGAGGUGUGUGUAUCCAUGUGUCCUACAUAAACCUGUUGGUGAAUGUGGCUGUCACUGUUGAAUUGCCUUUUCUCUGAUUGCCUGAAUGUUUCUAAUGAUAAUGUGCUGAAUAUUCUCAGCAACCAAAAACUAUCAUUCAGGAAUAUUUUUUGUGAGUAAGCUCAUUUGUUCUGAUCCAUUGUAUCCUUUAGUAGAUUUUAUACCUCUAGGAAAUUAAAUACAAGCCAAAACAUCUUCCUGUGGAACGGUGGAGUGGGGACAUUCCUAAUCAGAGGCCAGUGGUUAUAUACUCACCUUGAAGUGUUUGAGUGGUUACUGUGCUUCGUGCCUAACAUGUUUGGUUUCCAUGUCUGCAUUGAGCUCCAGGCCUCAUAGUUUCUUUGUUUGGAUGCUGUGAUUCUCAAUCCCUUUCAAAGGAAAAGGAAAGGUGAGCUCUUAAGAGCUCUUCCUUGUUUUACUUUUCCAAAGUCCUGGUUUGGGACCCAUGUUCACACCAGCUCAGUGUAGUCAGAUGAACUAUUCCUGAGAGGUAGGGACCUGUUGCCAGAGCAACAAGCAAGAGAGAAAAUGUUGUGAAUGAAGUAGUCAAUUAAAAGGAAAUAUGAUUUCUACCUGA
This is a messenger RNA of Jaculus jaculus (lesser Egyptian jerboa), 1367 nucleotides long. It is a transcript of the gene Chchd4, whose product is annotated as coiled-coil-helix-coiled-coil-helix domain containing 4. Gene Ontology annotation, biological process: protein import into mitochondrial intermembrane space. Gene Ontology annotation, molecular function: protein-disulfide reductase activity. Gene Ontology annotation, cellular component: mitochondrial intermembrane space. Bases 150 to 566 code for a protein of 138 amino acids. The record is from RefSeq and is a predicted model, not a curated record. NCBI's taxonomy places the organism in Eukaryota, Metazoa, Chordata, Mammalia, Rodentia, Dipodidae. The transcript has 3 exons.